This is a messenger RNA of Fomitopsis serialis, 1712 nucleotides long. RefSeq lists its product as uncharacterized. The transcript has 2 exons. Bases 282 to 1622 code for a protein of 446 amino acids. Gene Ontology annotation, cellular component: mitochondrion. The record is from RefSeq and is a predicted model, not a curated record. Lineage: Eukaryota; Fungi; Basidiomycota; Agaricomycetes; Polyporales; Fomitopsidaceae.
CAGACGCCUACUACCGGAGUGAGUACGUAUAUUAUUCGCCGACCACGAACGAAGCUCUACUGAUCACUCGCUGACGUCGUCCGAGGCCAUAGCUGCAAUGUUUGUUUGGCCCAAGUGACGCCCGUAGGUUGAAACUGUCAUACGACAGCUUGAACCUGGCUUUGGAUUAUCCCGGCCCAAAUCGAUAUUAUAACAACAGUUUUUGUUCCCACUGGCGUAUAUUGGGCGAAUCACUGCAGUAGCAGCUUCAUCGUAGUUCCCUGUCGAUCCCUGGCACUGGCAUGCCCCAAUUUAUGUCCACUCAAGCCUUGACCUACGCUGCGCCCUCCGAAGAGGGCCUAAACUCUGCUUACCAUGAAAGAUACACGGGGAUAUGUGGCGUCAACAUCGAGCACCUCCUCGACGCCGCCCGUGCUGUUCUUCAGCUUCCCAAGGCAGUCGCUCCCACCGAGAUCCGCAUCCUCGCUCAUGGGGGGUAUAAUAAAGUCUUCCUCAUUCAGUUCGGAGCGAGUGCCCUUGUCGCGAGGGUCCCUGUCCCUAAACCCCCGGCGACCCGAGACCCCCUUCGACUCAAGUCUCAGAUCGCGACACUAGGAUUCAUGAGCGUAUACAGACCAGACGUCCCCAUUCCCCGGCUCUUCUCUGCGCAGCUCAGCGGCACCAACCCGGCAGGCGUGCCUUAUACGUUCAUCGAGUUCUGCAAUGGCACGCCGCUUACUCCUCCAGAGUGGCACGAUAUGUCGGAUGCGAGCAAGCGCAUCGUAGUUGAUCUUUUGGCUGAACAAUGGGCCAGAACAACAGCGCCGGUUCCGUUCAGUGCAAUCGGAAGCAUCGUGGCCGAUAGCGCAGACACCUCGCGUUCGCUGUGGCAGAGACACAGCACGCCACAGCGCGGCUUUCGCAUCAUGCCCGUGAUCCCACAAUAUCCAAGCGCCUUUACUGAGCUGCUCGACCCGUCGAUCGAGGCGCGAUGCGGGCCCACUACACUUGCGGAACAUUGGCACUACGCCCUUGACGCCACACGUCGUGCCAUGGUCAAGAAAUCCCCGCAAUGGAGUGACGAUGGCAGACGUACUUUCGUACGGUGCGCUGAUAUUAUACGGGACCUCGUCAAUAUCGCCGCCUCGCUUGACCCAUUGGCCAACUCGACCUCACGCCCCGCCGCGUCUAACCUUGCCCUGGUACACGGCGAUUUUGCGUGCUGGCGCAACGUGCUCUUCUCGGCGGACCGCACACGCAUCGAAGGCAUAAUCGACUGGGAUGAUUCCGUCGUCGUUCCCCGAGAUAUCGCGGCUCGGUAUCCCGAAGAACUGACGAACCAAGCGUGGUGGCCUGCUGACCCAGAGGACGUGUUCGUUAUACCACCUGAGGUCUUGCCUGAGGAUAUGUUUUCGUGUCAGAUAGCCAUGGAGCAUACGCAGCUGCGGAAGAGAUUCAGGGACACAGUGCAAAGAUUCGAUCCGCAGCUCGCAAUGCUUUACACGGACCCCAGGGCGAGGUUCAGGCGGCGCGUGGAUUAUUUAGCGAUGCACGAUUGGCGAGGCUGGCUUUCAUAUAUCGACUGGAUACUCGAGAAGGCGAUGGACGAGGCGUAUGCAUUGGCUGGGAACUGGAGGGCGUAACUCAUACUGGCAGAGACCCAUCACAUAAUUCCCAAAUCAAUGCCAACAAGAUGUACAUUACUAUCCUUUGUAUCGAUGCGUGAAUCUGUG